Molecule: messenger RNA, 612 nt
Organism: Encephalitozoon romaleae SJ-2008
Lineage: Eukaryota; Fungi; Microsporidia; Unikaryonidae
Product: transcriptional activator Spt7
Exons: 1
Coding region: 1-612 (203 amino acids)
Biological process (GO): regulation of transcription by RNA polymerase II
Cellular component (GO): SLIK (SAGA-like) complex; SAGA complex
Molecular function (GO): structural molecule activity; protein binding
Source: RefSeq, a predicted model, not a curated record
AUGGUUGGGAAAAGAGGGUGUAACUUAUUUAUUCUCGGGUUGAUAUCAAGUAGUGAAGAGAAAAGACGGUUUUUGGAUCGUAUAUUCUUUCUCCCGGAAAGGCUCACAAGGAUUCUUACGGCAAUUAAGGCGUUUGAGCAAUCGAAAAUAUUUCUAAGCAGAGUUUUGAAAAAGGAUGCACCCAACUAUUAUGAAAUAAUAAAAAGACCGAUGGAUCUAAGUAUUGUCCAAAAAAAGAUAGGAAAGUAUAAGUCCUUUGAGGAAUUCAAGGGUGACCUUGACUUGAUUUGGGAUAAUUGUCUCAAGUUCAACCACUCCAAAUACCAUAGGGAUUGUGCUUUUAAGAUGAAAGAGGUCGUAAGUACGUUUGAGAUAGAAGUAAUUCCUGUUAGUAUGGACACAGGCUUCGCAACAAGUUCACAUGUCUGGGAAGGAGAAGAAGGGCAAGGGCCUAUCAUCAAGUAUAUGGUUAAAAAGAUAAUAAGUGAGGUUCUUCUUUCAUCAGGGUACGGGUUUGCCUCGGAAACAGCUCUUGGAGUAUUCUGUGAUGUUUUUCAGUACAGAAUACUCAAGAUAAUAAAAAAGAUAAAGGCAGAAGAGAUGGACGGAUAG